GCCUAGAGCCAUGAACUCCAAAGCCUUAAAGGCAUUAGGUCGUAAAGCUGUUGUUCAAUUUGCAACCGAAGUAAAGAAUGGGUUAAGACAACCCCUUUCCAAAGAAGAAGUGACCAGAUCUAUUGAUAAUAAGCAUGAUAAUAAAGACCCCGAAGAGGCCAAACCGAAGAAGUCUAAGAACGCUGGUGUGGUUAAGCAAGCCAAAGUGGUGAUGGAGGUUAAAGGGUCUGGUGAGGUUGGAAGAAGUAGAGGGUAUGGGUUCAUAGAAUUCAGAGAUCACAAAGUCGCCUUAAUGGGAUUAAGAUGGUUAAAUGCCCAUGAAGUUGGCAUUGAAGAAAUCUUAGAAGGACUUAAUGAUGAAGAAAGGAAGUUAGCUGAAUUAACCGGUUUGAACAAGAGAAAAUUAAUUGUGGAAUUUGCAGUUGAAAACUCUCAGGUCGUGAAGAGAAGAAGAGAUAAAGUCUAUCAGGCCCGAACCCAUCACGGUAAAGACGAAGGAGAAGAGAAUGGCUCCCGAAAGCGUCGUUCUUAUGACGACCGUAAAGCUGACAAGAAACAAAAGAGAAAUGACAAAGCUCCAACGCCUCAGGCUAAGCCUAAAUCAGGACUCAGUGAUGAUGUCAAACAAAUCAUUGGAGCUAAGCGUAGAAAGAGAAAGGGGAAGAACUAAACGCUUUCUGCCGCCGCUCAUUGUAUUUUUAGUAUUUAAUUGCAUGUUACCUACACAAUACACACUUUGUUAU
Molecule: messenger RNA, 743 nt
Organism: Yamadazyma tenuis ATCC 10573
Lineage: Eukaryota; Fungi; Ascomycota; Pichiomycetes; Serinales; Debaryomycetaceae
Source: RefSeq, a predicted model, not a curated record